Messenger RNA from Pimephales promelas (fathead minnow), 2101 nucleotides. The record is from RefSeq and is a predicted model, not a curated record. NCBI's taxonomy places the organism in Eukaryota, Metazoa, Chordata, Actinopteri, Cypriniformes, Leuciscidae.
AACUCAUUCACACUGGAUUGCUUGAUGAUCUGCUUCAACAUGAAGACCCUUCCUGUCAGUUUGCUCCUGGUGCUGUUUACCUGGACCGUGUGUGUGUGGGCUGACAGGGGCAGACAGAAGCGUGCAUGGAUCAUUGACUCUUUCACUAUUGAGGAAGAAAACCCUGGUCCAUUUCCAUACAUAUUAGGCAAGAUUGAACUUGAAAGGUCUUAUUUAGUCAGAUACGAGCUAAAGGGUCAGGGUGUGGAUUUAGAGCCAAAGGGUAUUCUCAAUAUUACUCAAGAAGGAUAUGUUUUAGUAUAUGGAAAGGUUGACUUUGAAGGAUUUAAAGUUCUCAAAUUGACAUUUGAAGCAAAAGACAACUUAAACACUGAUACAAGGCUCGGGGUUCAUAUCCAAAUAUUGGACAUAAAUGAUCACGCUCCAGAAUUUCAGCAGACAGUCUAUCAAGUGACUGUAAAUGAGUCAGAACCUCAAGGUAAAGAAGUACUGAGAGUACUGGCAACUGAUGGAGAUGAUUCAAGUACAAACAAUGGAACAUUUGAUUUAACAAUAAAGUCUUUCACACCAAAACAAGAUAAUGUUGAAUUUUAUAUUCAGCAGCAAAAAGGACAAAAAUAUGGGACAGUUUAUUUUAGAGGGUGUUUGGACUAUGAGAAAGCUCAGACAUAUACAAUCCUGGUUGAAGCAAAGGACAAAGGGGAAAAGAUACAAUUGUCAAGUACAAGUACAGUGAUAAUCAAUAUUUUCGACGAAAACAACAAUCUUCCAGGGUUCUCUGGCAAAACAGGACCUGGGAAGGUCAAGGAGCGGGAAACUGAAGUUGAAGUUCUGCGACUGCAAGUAACAGACAAAGACGAACGUGGUUCAAAAGCCUGGAAAGCCAAAUACACUAUCCAUGGAGAUAAAAGGGAGCAAUUCAAAAUUGAAACAGACCCUAAUACAAACGAGGGGAUUUUAACAGUUGUUAAGCAAAUGGACUAUGAGGAGCAAUCAUACCAAAAUCUAUCCAUUAGUGUGCAGAACGAAAUUCCUUACUUUUCAUGUAAGGUCAAAAAGCAAGUGCCGAAUGCUAUGUGGGAGCUCAACAAAAUACCUCAAAACUCUGGCAUGAGUGUUGAAAACCUCUAUAAUACCAUUCCAGUGACCAUUUAUGUUGAAGAUGUCAACGACCCUCCAGUAUUUACACCCUCUGUUAAACACGUUCACAUAAUGGAGAACAUAGCAGCAGGAACAAGUCUUGCAACCUUCACUGCUAAAGACAUGGAUGGAAGCCAUAUAAACACAUUUAAAUUCGUUAAAGGUGAAGAUAUUGAUGGGUGGAUAACUGUUGAUGCAAAGACUGGACUAGUAUCCACAAAUAAAAUUCUGGACAGAGAGUCGCCAUUUGGGAUAAAUGGCACCUAUAGAGCAACCCUAUAUACUGUGGAUGAUGGUGUCCCACCGCUGACAGGGACUGGAACUCUAUUUAUUCACCUGAAUGAUGAAAAUGAUAACGUACCAAUGCUAGAAGUGAACACAGUCAACAUAUGUCUGGAUAAAGAGCCCACAGUGGCCAACAUUACAGCUGUAGACCUGGACCUUCCUCCAUACAGUUCACCUUUCCACUAUGAGCUUUUAGGAGAUGUUAAGGACAAAUGGAGAGUUGAACCAACCCAUGGCACAACAGUGAGUCUUGUAAAAGAACACAGUGUGUAUUCAGGUCAUCACCUCCUCCAGAUCAAAAUAUUAGACCAGCAGGGAUUGUCCUCCAUCCAAAACCUGUCUGUCACAGUGUGUGACUGCUCUAUCGCUUCCAACUGCCAUGUCAGGAUGGCUCGGAUGGCUCAAAUGGGACGUUCUGCAGCCUGGAUCGUUGGUCUUACAGUUCUGGUCUUCAUUGCAAUGUGCUCAAUGGUCCUUCUGAUCUCCUGCAAGGCAGAUCAAAAAAUUAUUGAAAUGGACGAUGCCAUUGGUAAUCUCAUCAAAUCAAAUAUGGAAACUCCAGGAACAGACUGCAUGGUAAUUUCAUUACACAACCCACAGUAGUGGUCCUUCAGUAAUAUUUGAAUUGGUGCAUUUUAUUCAGUUUUUUUGGCAACACUUUACAACAAGGUUAUAU